Molecule: messenger RNA, 5604 nt
Organism: Phalacrocorax carbo (great cormorant)
Lineage: Eukaryota; Metazoa; Chordata; Aves; Suliformes; Phalacrocoracidae
Source: RefSeq, a predicted model, not a curated record
GCAGCCCGGCAGUGUGGCGAGGCGGGCGGGCAGGCAGCACCGCUCCGCUCCCGGCGCCGCCGCCAUGCCGCCCCGCCGCCCCGCCGCCCUCCUCCUCCUCCUCCUCCUCCUGCUGCUGCUCCGCCGGGCGCUGGCCGCCGCAGGGCUGGAGUACAGCGACGUGCUGCCUGACUCCUUCCCUUCGGCCCCGGCAGAGACCCUCCCUCACUUUCUGCUGGAGCCGCAGGACGCCUACAUCGUGAAGAACAAGCCGGUGGAGCUCGUCUGCCGCGCCAACCCCGCCACCCAGAUCUACUUCAAGUGCAACGGCGAGUGGGUCAACCAGAACGACCAUGUCACCAAGGAGAGCCUGGAUGAGGUCACUGGGAUGCUGGUGCGGGAGGUGCAGAUCGAGGUCUCCCGGCAGCAGGUGGAGGAGCUCUUCGGCUUAGAAGAUUACUGGUGCCAGUGCGUGGCCUGGAGCUCCGCGGGCACCACGAAGAGCCGCAGGGCGUACGUCCGCAUAGCGUACCUGCGGAAGAACUUUGACCAGGAGCCACUGGGCAAGGAGGUCCCGCUGGAGCACGAGGUCCUGCUGCAGUGCCGCCCACCCGAGGGGGUGCCGCAGGCGGAGGUGGAGUGGCUGAGGAACGAGGAUGUCAUCGAUCCCACCCAGGACACCAACUUCCUGAUCACCAUUGAUCACAACCUCAUCAUCAAGCAGGCCCGGCUCUUGGACACUGCUAAUUACACCUGCAUGGCCAAGAACAUCGUGGCCAAGCGCCGGAGCACCACGGCUGCCGUCAUCGUCUACGUGAAUGGUGGCUGGUCCACCUGGUCCGAGUGGUCUCCUUGCAACAACCGCUGUGGCCGGGGCUGGCAGAAGCGCACCCGGACAUGCACCAACCCCGCGCCGCUGAAUGGUGGCUCCUUCUGCGAUGGGCAGCCUUUCCAGAAAAUCACCUGCACCACCCUCUGCCCAGUGGAUGGCGCGUGGACGGAGUGGAGCAAGUGGUCAGCGUGCAGCACCGAAUGCACCCACUGGCGCAGCCGCGAGUGCGCCGCCCCGGCCCCCCGCAACGGCGGCAAGGACUGCAGCGGCGUGCUGCUUGACUCCAAAAACUGCACCGACGGGCUCUGCCUCCAGAAUAAAAGAGUUCUAAGCGAACCCAAAAGCCACCUGCUGGAGGCCACAGGUGACGUGGCCCUGUACGCUGGGCUGGUGGUGGCCAUUUUCGUCUUCAUCGUGAUCCUCAUGGCUGUGGGGGUGGUGGUGUACCGGAGGAGAUGCCGGGAUUUUGACACGGACAUAACAGACUCAUCUGCCGCUCUCACCGGAGGCUUCCACCCAGUCAACUUCAAGACCUCCCGGCAUGACAACCCUCAGCUGCUGCACCCCUCGAUGCAGCCGGACUUGACAGCCAGCGCGGGGGUGUACCGUGGCCCCAUGUACACCCUCCAGGACUCCUCCGACAAGAUCCCCAUGACCAACUCCCCCCUGCUCGACCCCCUCCCCAACCUCAAGAUCAAGGUAUACAACUCCUCCACCGCCUCCUCCUCGCCGGGGCUUCACGACGGGACGGACCUGCUUGGGGGAGUCCCUGCCACCAGCACCUACCCAGGGGACAACACCAGGGACGGCCACUUUGCGAACGUGCGGAGUAAAGCCCUGGGCUCCCAGCAUCUCCUCAGCUUGUCCCGGGAGCACGGCAACAGCGCCAGCGGCACGUUUGGCUACCUGGGGGGAAGGCUCACCAUCCCGGGCACCGGGGUGAGCCUGCUGGUGCCCCACGGGGCCAUCCCCCAAGGGAAGUUCUACGAGAUGUACCUGGUCCUCAACAAGGCGGAGAGCUCCCUCCUGCCCUCCGAAGGCACGCAGACAGUGCUGAGCCCGGCGGUGACCUGCGGACCCACCGGCUUGCUCCUCUGCCGCCCCGUCGUCCUGACCAUUCCCCACUGUGCCGAUGUCGGCUCCUCGGAUUGGAUUUACCGGCUGAAAACACAGUCCCACCAGGGAAACUGGGAGGAAGUUGUGACCCUGGAUGAGGAGACCCUCAACACUCCCUGCUACUGCCAGCUGCAAGCCAAGUCCUGCCACAUUUUGCUAGACCAGCUUGGCACCUACGUCUUCGUGGGAGAGUCCUACUCCAGGUCAGCCAUCAAGAGGCUCCAGCUGGCGAUCUUUGCCCCCACUGUUUGCACCUCCCUGGAGUACAACCUUAAGGUCUACUGCUUGGAGGACACGCCAGAUGCUCUGAAGGAGGUGCUGGAGCUGGAGCGGACGCUGGGCGGGUACCUGCUGGAGGAGCCCAAGCCCCUGCCCUUCAAGGACAGCUACCACAACCUGCGUCUCUCUAUCCACGACAUCCCCCAUGCGUUGUGGAGAAGCAAGCUGCUGGCCAAAUACCAGGAAAUCCCCUUCUAUCAUAUCUGGAGCGGCAGCCAGCGAGCCCUACACUGCACCUUUACGCUGGAGAGGUACAGCCAGGCCUCCACCGAGCUCACCUGCAAGAUCUGUGUCCGGCAGGUGGAAGGGGAAGGACAGAUCUUCCAGCUCCAUGUCACACUGGGAGAGCAUGCCAGCUCCUUCGACACCCUCCGUUCCCACCACAGCGGUGCCAGCACCACCACCACCCAGCUGGGACCCUACGCCUUCAAAAUCCCCCUCUCCAUCCGGCAGAAGAUCUGUAACAGCCUGGAUGCCCCCAAUUCCAGGGGAAAUGACUGGAGACUUCUCGCCCAGAAGCUUUCCAUGGACCGGUAUCUGAACUACUUCGCCACCAAAGCCAGCCCCACGGGGGUGCUCCUGGACUUAUGGGAAGCCGAGCACCAAGACGACGGCGAUCUCAACACCCUGGCCAGUGCCUUAGAAGAGAUGGGCAAGAGUGAGAUGCUGGUGGUCAUGGCCACAGAGGGGGAUUGCUGAUGAUGCUCCUGGCAGCUGGCAGGCCGGGAGGACAAAACGGGGGGUUUUGUCCGACGGCGGGAGGAGGCACAUCCAUCCCCAGGCAGCGGCUGAGCGAGGAAGGGCCAAGGCCGCCGCUUCUCCCUCCCUCCUGCAUCACGGUCAGCCUUAGAGACCCGUCCUCAGCGUUUACAAGCAAUUCAAGUGUUACGCAGCAUUCCUCUUCCUCCUCCUCCUCCUCCUCCUGGCCGUCCCCAGGGCGGCAGCUGGCGGCACUCACGGCGUGGGGGAGGAAUUAGGGCUUCUCGAGUUGGGAUGGGGGCUUUCCUUCUCCUUCUUUGUUUGGGUUCCCCUCUGGUUCUCCUCCUCCUUUAAUAGCAUUUCUGCAUUGAAGAGAUGAGUACAAUCUAGGUGAACGGCUUACUUCUGUCAAAAGCUUCAGACAGCUUAACGAGGCAAAUAGGAAAGAAAAAAAGGAAAAAAAAAAAGUUUCCUAGGAAACGCAAAUAAUUUAUUAUCCAGAUCUUUGGAUGAGUCCUUUUUAAAAAAAAAAAAAAGAUUAAAAAAAGACAGAUUUAUAAAUCUUUUUUUUUUUGUGCGUGAGAGCAAGAGCGUUGCUGUGGUCGGGGUGACAGAGCGAGAGAUUUAAAUGAACACACUUUUGUAGGGAAAAGCAUGCGAUCCAAGUGAGGCAAAAUGUGUUUACAUGUCCUGGGACCCCCAGGGAGUCCGUAGGAUGAAGUGCCUCUGCGCCCCUCUGGGUCAGGGCCAGCUGAGACCCUCCCCAAGCUUUUUUUCCUUGCAAACUCCCCUUUCCCCAGCAGCAGCGCCCGGUGGAACAAGGGGUUCCCCUUGGCCUGCAGGGCUGGGGGUGCUGCCCCGCACUUAGGGUUCAGGGGAGGGGAGUAUGUGCAGAUAUGGGUGUUUUUAAUUAAUUCUUCCCUGGCAUCAUUUUGGGGAGCUUUUUAGGAUGGCUACGCCUUCAUUUACAUAACUUCCGUACAAACCAAAGAAUUCAGUCCUGGGGUCGGCGGGAGGUGAUGCGCAGCUUGGGUUGUGGGGAGAGCAGAGGGCUGGCGGGGCAGGGUGCGGCCGCUUGCAGGCCACGUCGGUCUCGGGUCCGUGUGCUCCUGCCCAGUUUUUGAUGCAGUAUUUCAGCAGGGAUCUGGGGAGGGAGGCCUUGGUAUCUCCACAUUGCAAGCCAGGCUGAGUGUUUUCACACGAGGGGUGGCAUCGUAAGCGGUGAUCAGGUUUCCAUCCGCUCGUUUGCAGCUCCUUUUUUUUCCCCUUUGCUAGAAUUUUUAUAAUGAUGGAGACACUGUGGGAUGAAUAGAAGGUAAUCAAGGGGUAGGCGGGAAUGAGGUUCCUCACAAAGAUACGGUGUCUCAAUGGAGGUGAAAAUUUAGAUGGCCUACGGAUAGAAAUAGUUACUCAGAGAGUGCUAUAUCUUAGAAUUUUGUCUGUUUUUAAAAGAAAAUAGGAAGGGGAUGGUAAGCUCAGGAUUAGACUAGAUCACGUGGCAAGGCUGUGGAUUCUCCAUCGGUGGAAGUAUUAGGAGCAGGUCCUGCUUCGGUCUGCGAUGUGCGGGGUCCUGGCUGUGAAGCCCUGGCCUGGUGUCGCAGGGUGCCUGCAGCACCCUGCAGCUUGCUGGGGACCAAAGCAAACUCAGGGAGCCCUGCCGCGAGCGAGAGCGUCGCCUCUGCAGGGCGGCUCGGGGGGAGGUUUCAGUAUUGCUUGGACUUGGGUUUGAUUCCUCUCAACAGCUCUUGAAGCAGCGAUUGAACACAUAGAGCUGCUCCCUGUGGUGUUUCGGGGUUUCCAGGGUUCGUUUCUUGCUGGGUUUUCAAGGCUGUGGGAGAAAGGGAACGUUUUUCAUUUGUGUUGGGUGGGAAGACUUCCGCUGGUUGAACUCUUGUGUCGUGUAGGAAGGGUUUUAGUCUAUCCUUUAGGUUGCAUUUGAGCAUCUGAUUUCUGAGACCCCGUCUCUGAGCUGAGGGGGAAUAAGUAAAUAUGGGAAGAAAUGAAGAAUUGAUGGAUCAAACUGGCUGCUGGCAUUUCAUAGGGCUCCUUUCUCAGCACCGCGGUGCUCUCCACGAGACGAGAUGCUCUCCUUUCGGGUCGCGCAUCUGAAUCUCUCUCGCUGUCAUUCUCGCUGUGUCUGGUUCAUGGAUCACUCUGCGCCAGCAUAUGUGCUUGUCCGUCCGUCCGUCCUGCCCACGGGCACCUCUGCCUCCAUCCCCAUCCGUCCGCAUUUGUCUUCCCCUUCCUUUCAGCCGGCAGCAGCCGCCUGGAUCCGCCGAGGUGCAUGGCUGGGGGGGGCUCUCCCUAUUUUUCAGACCAGGGAACCUGCAUCGGGAGCGGGGAGGGGGAGGCAGGGUUUGCCCCCCACCCUGGUUCUCUGGGCGCCUGCACCCGUCUCCCACAGGUGCCAGCUCCUGGGAGCCCAGCGUGCCUCCCUCCGCGACCAGGGUUUUGUCUGGCCCGGCAUUUUGGCGAAGGCAAACCUGUGGUCUGUGUCAUGCUGGCAGUGUCCGUCUCUUGCUCCGCAAUCUGUUUCCAUAUUUAUAUGUCCAGGGGAUGGGCCUGGUGGCAUCCUCUAAAAUGGCAUCUGUUUAUUCUGUAAACUAAAGAACUGUAAAUAAAGUUUAGCAUUCCUAUUGUAACAAAUUAAUUUUUAUGCAAUAAAUUAUAUUUCCUAGUCUAAUAAAAAAAAAAAGAAA